Nycticebus coucang (slow loris) is the source of this 954-nucleotide messenger RNA. RefSeq names its product caveolin 3 (gene CAV3). The transcript has 2 exons. The coding region runs from base 91 to 546 and encodes 151 amino acids. Gene Ontology annotation, cellular component: caveola. The record is from RefSeq and is a predicted model, not a curated record. Lineage: Eukaryota; Metazoa; Chordata; Mammalia; Primates; Lorisidae. Gene Ontology annotation, molecular function: molecular adaptor activity; transmembrane transporter binding; connexin binding. Gene Ontology annotation, biological process: caveola assembly; regulation of membrane depolarization during cardiac muscle cell action potential.
UCUCGGGACACCGAACUGGUCUCUCUGCCCCCAGUACUUUCAGCCCCCGCUGGCCACACUGCUCAGCUCUCCUCCUGCCCCAGCUCUGAGAUGAUGGCUGAAGAGCGCACAGACCUCGAGGCCCAGAUCGUCAAGGACAUUCACUUCAAGGAGAUUGAUCUGGUGAACCGAGACCCCAAGAACAUUAACGAAGACAUAGUCAAGGUGGAUUUCGAAGACGUGAUCGCGGAGCCCGUGGGCACCUACAGCUUCGACGGGGUGUGGAAGGUGAGCUACACCACCUUCACCGUGUCCAAGUACUGGUGUUACCGCCUGCUGUCCACGCUGCUGGGCGUCCCGCUGGCCCUGCUCUGGGGCUUCCUGUUCGCCUGUAUCUCUUUCUGCCACAUCUGGGCGGUGGUGCCCUGCAUCAAGAGCUACCUGAUCGAGAUCCAAUGCAUCAGCCACAUCUACUCGCUCUGCAUCCGCACCUUCUGCAACCCGCUCUUUGCCGCCCUGGGCCAGAUGUGCAGCAGCAUCAAGGUCAUGCUGCGAAAAGAAGUCUAAGGCGGGGUGGGGGGGCAAGGGGGCCGCAGGGCAGGGGCGUCAGGCCGCUCUGACCUCCUGCUACUGCUCAUGGGGCCACCGGAGAGCUCUUUCUCUUUAGGAACUGCCUAGUUUCCCCCAAAGAUGAGAGCAGACGACAUGAAAAGCCAGAAAGAACAGACAGCCCAGCCGCAUGAGCACAGUGGCCCUUCUCUCUGCCCCGGUCCCACCAUGAGGCCCCCGUGAGCGGGUGUGAGCGAAGGUCACGGCUAAGAGGCAGCUAUUGCAAAUCUUUGCGUCCACUUGUACUGUAACGACAUAAACCGGCACGCAGUCCCCACCCGGGGUCGACCCGUCCACACGCACCCAGGAGAGCGGCCAGUGACUAUUGGCAUUAGGGAGGUGGCUCCAAUAAAGGGUUUCGGCUGC